Durotheca rogersii is the source of this 804-nucleotide messenger RNA. RefSeq names its product Ribokinase-like protein. NCBI's taxonomy places the organism in Eukaryota, Fungi, Ascomycota, Sordariomycetes, Xylariales, Xylariaceae. The transcript is spliced from 5 exons. Bases 1 to 804 code for a protein of 267 amino acids. The record is from RefSeq and is a predicted model, not a curated record.
AUGAAGAAACUCGUCGUGCCUCACUACCCGGACGAGGACUCGAAAUUACGUGCAACCAAGCUACAGGUACGUCGCGGUGGCAACUGUCCCAACACGCUCGAGGUGCUCCAGCAGCUCCUGGAGGAACGAGGAGGCGGCCAUGAUGUUAUCCCCUACCUAGUGUCCUGUCUGCCCGAUGCCGGUGCGCCCGCGACAUCGACGAUCCUGGGCUCCUUUGGGGCGGAGAGCCUAGUCGACUUUUCCCACUGCGUGUACCGCGCGAAUCACAAGGAGCCAGCUAGCAGCUACAUCAUACGCAGCGAAGCUACGGGGAGUCGCACGCUCGUGAAUUACAACGGCCUGCCUGAGAUGACGAUCGACGAGUUCGUCGCCGCGGCCGACGGGGUCGGCGACGGCGCUUGGUUUCACUUUGAGGGUCGGAUUCCCGAGACGGCGUUGCAAUGCAUCCGAUAUUUGAGGCAGUCGUUCCCCAGGGCGAGCGUCAGUGUUGAGGUCGAAAAACCGGGCCGAGAGGGAUUGGAGCAUCUGGCGGCUGAAGCGGACGUCGUCUUCUAUUCGCGGAGCUGGGCUGAGAGCAAGGGGUACCAGAGCGCUCAGCAAUGCCUGAGUGCCCAAUCGGGCGUGGCCCGGCGAGCCACCGUAGGGGCGGGUGACACCCUCAUUGCCGGGAUCUUGUUCGGGCUGUUGUGCCACGAGGACUGGGACGCGGAGACGAAGGUCCAGUUUGCGGUGCAGCUCGCUACGCGCAAGGUGCAACGGGACGGAUUCGAGGGCGUUGGAGCCGGAGUGACGAAGUGCCUCUGA